AUGUCCGCCGACGUGAUAACGCCAGCAAUCCUCGAAUAUAUCGACCAUAACGCCUACCCCGAAUCCGAAGCCAUCUCCUCUGCUUCGCUUUCCUCUUCUACCCUCGAUCAGCUUCAGGCCUCUCUCCGCGAAGAACAGGAUGCUGCGAAACAAGAGCUUUCCGCGCUCAGCCGGGAGUCCGCUCCAGAUAUCGACACGUGGAUACAGCGAGCGAAAGAGCUGCAAGCGGACAUUCUGAGAAGUCGAGAGACGGCGAGGCAGAUUGUGGAAGAAGCGGAGCUGGGAGAGAGUGUCAGGAAAGAGCUCAGGGAGAAGGAGGAGAAGGUGAAAUUCCUGGAGAGGGAGGUCAAGUUCAAUGAGUCGUUGGCGAGGAGGUUAGAGGGCGUUGGGGCCGUGAAGAGUUUGGUUGCGGAAGGAAGGCAGAAUGUGGUUGAUGGGCAGUUCGAGAGUGCAUUGGAGAGCCUUGCACAGGCUGAGGAAGGCCUUGGAGACAUCGGUACCGACGAGACAGGAGUGGGAGGAUUGCUGGGUGGGAAAGUGGAGGGUCUGCGGAGCAUGCUGAAAGAGGCGGUACUGGAGAAAUGGAAUCGAACUGUCGUGAUCGACAUCGAAGGGCAUAAAGCGGCGUUUGAAAGGACGGAGGAACUACCGAUGCUGGUGAAUCUUGCGAAAGGGUUGGAGCUAUUCGACAAUUUGGUGGACAAGUUGGCCAGAGAUUUUGACAGAGCCAUCGUCAAGCCCAGGCUACACGUCGGACGUAGCGGCGUGCACAGAAUCGCGGUUGACCAGGCUGGUCUUAGAUGCGAGCAAACUCACGACGAGGAUGGUUCUCACGCUGCGCAUCAAGAUCUCAAAACCACGCUGAGGCUUCUCUCCGCGAAGCUGCCGCAAACUGUGGCUCUACCACUAUCGCAGACACUCAUACCGUCGAUGACAUCUCGACUUGAGGACGAGUGGCUCGAUGCGACAGUCCCUCUGGAGAUCGCAGACAUGCCCUCCUUUCAGGCUGUUCUUGCCGAUGUCGUUGGCCUGGCAGAUUACAUCGAUGAAUUGGGAUGGCAUGGCAGUCAAUCUUUGCGCCAAUGGGUCUCUAACGCGCCAAAAACAUGGCUCACAAAAAGACGCGAGACGACUUUGAGCGAUGUCCGCAAUCUCGUGUUCGUUGGACUUCGAGAGACCAAGACCGUGGAGCGUGUCGAGACGCAGAUGGUUAGCAAAGAGGAUGCCGUGAAUGGAGGCGGUGAAGACGACUGGGAUACUGCCUGGGACGAGCCGGAGCUUUCAUCACCUCAAAAGGCUCCACCUCCCGUACAAGACGCAGACGAAGAUGAGGAUGCAAGUGCAUGGGAGGCUGACUUUGAAGACGAAACCGCAAAGCCAGAUGCCGGUGAUGAAGACGAAGCUUGGGGUUGGGGCGGCGACGAGGAGACCAAACAGCCCAAGUCCAGCAGCCCGGAGGUGACGAGCAAGGAUGCGUGGAAGUUCAACGCGACAGAAAGCGUUGUCUCUGAUCAGCCUGCUGAGCGGGAGAUGACACUUCGCGAGACUUUCACAGUAACCGCCGUUCCAGACGGGAUUCAAGAUCUGAUCAAACAGGUGAUAGUCGAUGCCGAGACGCUUGCCGGCCCUGAGUACUCUUCUUCGCCUAUCGCUCCAGCUGCCAACGCACUCUAUACCUUGCCUACCCUGGCGCUCGCCAUCUACCGCGCCACGGCUACAACAGCGUACGCCAAGCUGCCAACAGGCAAUAUGCUCAUCUACAACGACUCCUCUCGCCUCGCCGACCAGCUCCGCGCUUGGCAAGCUUCUCAACCAUCUGCAUCACGCCUUCGCCUCGACAACGAUGUCACUGCACUGGAAGCCUUUGCCAAACGAGCAUACAGCAACGAAAUGGAGUCUCAACGAACCAUCCUCCGUGAUCUCCUCGAAGGCGCCCAAGGCUUCAGCAACUGCUCUAUCGCUCCUUUCAAGGCCGAGUGUGAAAGCGCCGUCGAACAAACCGUGCAUCGCCUCCGUGAAGUGCACAAGCAGUGGACGCCCAUCCUAUCCUCCUCCGCACUGCUGCAAUCGAUCGGCAGCCUGCUCGGCACCGUGACUGGCAAGAUGAUCACCGAGAUUCAAGACCUCCCCGACAUCGGCGAUGCGGAUAGCAAAGCGCUCAAGAAUCUGUGCGAUGCCACGAGUGAAAUCAAGGACUUGUUUGCACAGCAGGCACCAGAUGGCACUUCGAAGGAUAUGACGUUUGUGUAUUGUCCGAACUGGCUGAAGUUUCAGUACUUGGCUGAGAUCAUGGAGAGCAGUCUUGCGGACAUCAAGUAUUUGUGGGGAGAGGGAGAGCUCAGCCUGGAGUUCGAAGCGGAAGAGGUUGUUGGAUUGAUUGAAGCGCUCUUCGCGGAGAGUGGCCUGAGGAGGAGCGCUAUCGCGGAGAUUAGGGGAGGAGGCAGGAGAUAA
This is a messenger RNA of Zymoseptoria tritici IPO323, 2451 nucleotides long. RefSeq lists its product as uncharacterized. Gene Ontology annotation, biological process: mitotic spindle assembly checkpoint signaling; endoplasmic reticulum to Golgi vesicle-mediated transport. Lineage: Eukaryota; Fungi; Ascomycota; Dothideomycetes; Mycosphaerellales; Mycosphaerellaceae. Gene Ontology annotation, cellular component: RZZ complex. Bases 1 to 2451 code for a protein of 816 amino acids. The record is from RefSeq and is a predicted model, not a curated record. The transcript has a single exon.